AUGCCGUCUAACAAGAAACGGUUGUACAUCGCGCUGUACCCCAGUGGUACAGUAAAUAAUGAGGAACGCAAAUACCACUGGGCUUUCCUGAUCGGACCUAAAGAGGAACGCAACGAUGUCGUACCAGGCAAGCAUUGUCAUGUCAAAAACUCUCCUUUUGGUUGGGUUUAUGAAGGGGUUAAAAUUAAGAAUGUCCGAAAUACCGACAACCUCUUAGCGCGCAUUGUCAUUGCCAAGGUUGAAGACGAGGAGCGUCUGCUUAACCUUUUUCGACACCUCCCAGUUGUGCAGGGCAAUCCAGAGUGGAGGUGUCGCACGUGGAUCGCGAGCGCGCUUGCCGAGAUUGCGAAGGAUGGGGAGUGUGUUGGCACCGCAGAGCUGGAUUGGGAGAAAAUCGAGGCAAUUGCGAGGGAGUACGUAGGUGAGAAGACUGCCGGUGGUCGCUACGAAUCUGCUGCAGAUAUAAUGCAACCAAAGCCUACCUGGGAUAUGCUUGAGAACAAGGAAAGUGUAUCCUAG
Messenger RNA from Penicillium verhagenii, 519 nucleotides. RefSeq lists its product as uncharacterized. NCBI's taxonomy places the organism in Eukaryota, Fungi, Ascomycota, Eurotiomycetes, Eurotiales, Aspergillaceae. The transcript is spliced from 2 exons. Bases 1 to 519 code for a protein of 172 amino acids. The record is from RefSeq and is a predicted model, not a curated record.